This is a messenger RNA of Scheffersomyces amazonensis, 2704 nucleotides long. RefSeq names its product alkaline-responsive transcriptional regulator (gene RIM101). The transcript has a single exon. NCBI's taxonomy places the organism in Eukaryota, Fungi, Ascomycota, Pichiomycetes, Serinales, Debaryomycetaceae. Gene Ontology annotation, cellular component: nucleus. The coding region runs from base 280 to 2478 and encodes 732 amino acids. Gene Ontology annotation, biological process: positive regulation of transcription by RNA polymerase II. The record is from RefSeq and is a predicted model, not a curated record.
GCUCACUAAACUUCAAAAUCGACAAAAUUUUUGUUAAAUACGCUUAAAAGUUUAGAAAUACCUGCAGGAGAUUCUAACCACAACAAUAACCUGUUCCAUAACUGACUAAAUUUACUUUAGACUUGUAAAUUAUAUUAUUAUAUUAUAUAUUAUAUGACCAAAAUCUCUUGAAUUUUUUAUUUUACUUAUAAUUUAUUCUUUCUUUCUUUCUUGUUUUAUUUUGUUUAUUUAUCUAGAUCUUUAUAAUAUCGAAUCUAACUCAAGACUUAUAAGUUCAAGAUGAAUUAUAAUUUACAUCCAGUAUCAUAUCUAAAUGCUCAACAGCCAGCUAAUAUUUCUGCCCCAUCUAAUAAUAAUAUUAGUACGGUAACUAAUACUGUUAAUAUCCCUUCAUCUAAUUCCAACAAUUCAACUAAUUCUGCUAUAGAUAUGGAAGUUGAUAACGUAUCUUCAACAUCAAAUUCUUCAACAUCUUCAUCACCAAAUAAUAAUGGAAGUCCUCAUUCUUCCUUCACAAGCCAAUCAACUGCUAAUUCCCCAGUUGUCGAUGCCAAGAGAAACCCCCAACAACAAGCACAACAACAAUCAACUCAACAAGAAGCACAUCAACAACCUUCUUCAGCUUCAACACAACAGACUUCUCAACAAAUUCAACCACCUCAAUCUUUACAUCCUCAACUUAAUCAUUACCCUACUUACUUACAAUCACAUUCGAGCCAACAACCAAAUUAUUCAUACAAUCAACAACAACAACAACAACAACAACAACAACAACAACAACAACAACAGCAAACAGAGAAUGAUCAAUCAGUAAAUAAUUAUUUCCCUCAACAAACAACUUUUGGAAAUGCUCCAACAUUACCAACUACUUCAACCAAUGAAAUCCGUAAAAGUAUGGUUUCACAACAAGAACAAACUGUUAUAAAACCACCAAAGAAAACAUAUAAAAAGAUAAAGGCUGAAGAUUUAAGAGGACCCUUCAGAUGUCUUUGGGGAGAUUGUAGAAUUAUUUUUGAAACUCCAGAGAAAUUAUAUGAUCAUUUAUGUGAUGAUCAUGUGGGUCGCAAAUCAUCUAAUAAUUUGUCUUUAACUUGUAAUUGGGAAGAUUGUAGAAUCACAACAGUUAAAAGAGAUCAUAUUACAUCACAUUUAAGAGUUCAUGUACCUUUAAAACCUUUCCAUUGUGAUUUAUGUCCUAAAUCUUUCAAAAGACCACAAGAUUUAAAGAAACAUUCUAAAAUUCAUGCUGAUGAUCAUCCAAAGAAAUUAAAGAGGGCUCAACGUGAAUUAUUAAAGCAACAACAAAGAGAAGCUAAACAAAAAUCCAAACUUUAUUCGGGUGCAUUGACCUCAAAGAAGUAUAUUGGAGGAGGCUAUGAAUAUGGAUAUAAUAAUAAUCCAAAUGAAGUUAACUCGUCUUAUACAACUUAUCCAUCAAUUAAUCAACAACAUCAAGAUCUUUAUGAUCAACAACAGAAUAGAAAGAGAAGAUUUGAAAAUAAUUCUCAACAUAACAUGUAUGUUGUUAAUAGUAUUUUGAAUGAUUUCAAUUUCCAUCCUAUGAAUAAUGAUUUCCAAACUAAAAAGUUGAAGCAAGAUGUAAACCCUCAAUAUAAUAUGGAAAUGUUCAAUAAAUUGAAUCAUAUUGAAGAUCAUAUUCACACUCAACCACCACAACAGCAACAGGCUCAAGUUGGACAACACAAUCCAUCAUUUGGAGCAGCAGCUGCUUUCACAAAUGGUAACAUCUAUGAAGCUGAAAAAUUCUUCAACUCAUUAUCCAACUCCAUCGACAUGCAAUAUCAAACAUUAUCUUCUCAAUAUCAAACACAAGGUGGUCAAAUUCCCCAACAACAAGCACAAGCACAAGCUCAAGCUCAACAGGCCCAUCAACAAGCCCAACAACAAUCUUUAUACCCAUCAUUACCACAAUUAUCUUCAUCAGCAUCGACUUCAACCAAGAGUAAUGAUUCUAUUUUAUCGACUAACCACAAUUCUUCUUACUUACCAAGCUAUCCUCAAAUUAACAGACCAUUGGGUAACACUUACUUCAAUCAUCAUCAUAGCGGGUUGAAUCCAGUUGCCAUGGAAUUUGGUGGAGUAUCAACAUACCAAAAGUCAGGACAAUCAUUACCACAUGAAGAAGAUGAAGAAGACAGUGAAAUCACUUCGGAUGAUGCUAGUGAAUCUUCCUACAGUGAAGAAGAAUUUGAUGAUGAAUAUGAAGAAGAUGAGGACGAAGAAGAAGAAGACGACGAUGAAGAAGAAGAAGAAGCAGAUGAUGUUCAUGUCUUAUUCAACAAAUUAUCUAUUAGUAAGGAUCCUUUCAACUUACAAGAUGUUUCUAAACAUAGAGAAAUGAUUAAAUUAGUAUGUGACUACAUAAAAGAACAAAUUGAAAAGGAAAAGUCUUCAAGUGAUGUCCAAGAAGAGGAAAAGUCAUCUUCCAGCCUUUAUCCUACAAUUGCUGCCUUUUAAAAGAGGUCAAGCAAAAAAGAAGCAGUUUCACAUAUAUUAAUCAAUCGUAUUCUCUACCAAAACCGUUCAAUUCUGUUGUAUUUAUUACCUACUAAUGACUUUCACUUGACUACUUAGUUUUAGUUUCUCUUAUUUUAUUAUUUUUUAUAUCGAUUGAUUUAAUGUUAUUCUAGUUUCGUAUAUGUAUUGUUAUUUAAUGUAUUGGAUUCUAAAUAUUUCAAUUAUU